Messenger RNA from Homo sapiens (human), 10706 nucleotides. It is a transcript of the gene HERC2, whose product is annotated as HECT and RLD domain containing E3 ubiquitin protein ligase 2. The record is from RefSeq and is marked reviewed. Gene Ontology annotation, cellular component: centriole; nucleus; cytoplasm. Gene Ontology annotation, molecular function: zinc ion binding; ubiquitin protein ligase activity; ubiquitin-protein transferase activity. Gene Ontology annotation, biological process: protein ubiquitination; proteasome-mediated ubiquitin-dependent protein catabolic process. Lineage: Eukaryota; Metazoa; Chordata; Mammalia; Primates; Hominidae.
GGGCCGCGAGAGGCGCCGGGAUCGCGGGCGCCGGCUGAGCCAGCGGCUCUUGGGAGGCUGCGUCCGCGCGCCGGCGAGGCGAGGCGGCCGGGCCCUGCGCGUCAGGCCUGAGACCUGGGAGGAAGCUGGAGAAAAGAUGCCCUCUGAAUCUUUCUGUUUGGCUGCCCAGGCUCGCCUCGACUCCAAAUGGUUGAAAACAGAUAUACAGCUUGCAUUCACAAGAGAUGGGCUCUGUGGUCUGUGGAAUGAAAUGGUUAAAGAUGGAGAAAUUGUAUACACUGGAACAGAAUCAACCCAGAACGGAGAGCUCCCUCCUAGAAAAGAUGAUAGUGUCGAACCAAGUGGAACAAAGAAAGAAGAUCUGAAUGACAAAGAGAAAAAAGAUGAAGAAGAAACUCCUGCACCUAUAUAUAGGGCCAAGUCAAUUCUGGACAGCUGGGUAUGGGGCAAGCAACCAGAUGUGAAUGAACUGAAGGAGUGUCUUUCUGUGCUGGUUAAAGAGCAGCAGGCCCUGGCCGUCCAGUCAGCCACCACCACCCUCUCAGCCCUGCGACUCAAGCAGAGGCUGGUGAUCUUGGAGCGCUAUUUCAUUGCCUUGAAUAGAACCGUUUUUCAGGAGAAUGUCAAAGUUAAGUGGAAAAGCAGCGGUAUUUCUCUGCCUCCUGUGGACAAAAAAAGUUCCCGGCCUGCGGGCAAAGGUGUGGAGGGGCUCGCCAGAGUGGGAUCCCGAGCGGCGCUGUCUUUUGCCUUUGCCUUCCUGCGCAGGGCCUGGCGAUCAGGCGAGGAUGCGGACCUCUGCAGUGAGCUGUUGCAGGAGUCCCUGGACGCCCUGCGAGCACUUCCCGAGGCCUCGCUCUUUGACGAGAGCACCGUGUCCUCUGUGUGGCUGGAGGUGGUGGAGAGAGCGACCAGGUUCCUCAGGUCCGUCGUGACGGGGGAUGUUCACGGAACGCCAGCCACCAAAGGGCCAGGAAGCAUCCCCCUGCAGGACCAGCACUUGGCCCUGGCCAUCCUGCUGGAGCUGGCUGUGCAGAGAGGCACGCUGAGCCAAAUGUUGUCUGCCAUCCUGUUGUUGCUUCAGCUGUGGGACAGCGGGGCACAGGAGACUGACAAUGAGCGUUCCGCCCAGGGCACCAGCGCCCCACUUUUGCCCUUGCUGCAAAGGUUCCAGAGCAUCAUUUGCAGGAAGGAUGCACCCCACUCCGAGGGCGACAUGCACCUUUUGUCUGGCCCUCUGAGCCCCAAUGAGAGUUUCCUGAGGUACCUCACCCUUCCACAAGACAACGAGCUUGCCAUUGAUCUGCGACAAACGGCGGUUGUUGUCAUGGCCCAUUUAGACCGUCUGGCUACGCCCUGUAUGCCUCCGCUGUGUAGCUCUCCGACAUCUCAUAAGGGAUCAUUGCAAGAGGUCAUAGGUUGGGGGUUAAUAGGAUGGAAAUACUAUGCCAAUGUGAUUGGUCCAAUCCAGUGCGAAGGCCUGGCCAACCUGGGAGUCACACAGAUUGCCUGUGCAGAGAAGCGUUUCCUGAUUCUGUCACGCAAUGGCCGCGUGUACACACAGGCCUAUAAUAGUGACACGCUGGCCCCACAGCUGGUCCAAGGCCUUGCCUCCAGAAACAUUGUAAAAAUUGCUGCCCAUUCUGAUGGUCACCACUACCUAGCCUUGGCUGCUACUGGAGAGGUGUACUCCUGGGGCUGUGGGGACGGCGGACGGCUGGGCCAUGGGGACACUGUGCCUUUGGAGGAGCCUAAGGUGAUCUCCGCCUUCUCUGGAAAGCAGGCCGGGAAGCACGUGGUGCACAUCGCUUGCGGGAGCACUUACAGUGCGGCCAUCACUGCCGAGGGGGAGCUGUACACCUGGGGCCGCGGGAACUACGGCCGGCUGGGCCAUGGCUCCAGUGAGGACGAGGCCAUUCCGAUGCUGGUAGCCGGGCUUAAAGGACUGAAGGUCAUCGAUGUGGCGUGUGGGAGUGGGGAUGCUCAAACCCUGGCUGUCACUGAGAACGGGCAAGUGUGGUCUUGGGGAGAUGGUGACUAUGGGAAAUUGGGCAGAGGUGGUAGUGAUGGCUGCAAAACCCCAAAGCUGAUUGAAAAGCUUCAAGACUUGGAUGUGGUCAAAGUCCGCUGUGGAAGUCAGUUUUCCAUUGCUUUGACGAAAGAUGGCCAAGUUUAUUCAUGGGGAAAAGGUGACAACCAGAGACUUGGACAUGGAACAGAGGAACAUGUUCGUUAUCCAAAACUCUUAGAAGGCUUGCAAGGGAAGAAGGUGAUUGAUGUGGCUGCAGGCUCCACCCACUGCCUGGCUCUGACUGAGGACAGCGAGGUCCACAGCUGGGGGAGCAACGACCAGUGCCAGCACUUUGACACCUUGCGCGUGACCAAGCCAGAACCUGCAGCAUUGCCAGGACUGGACACCAAACACAUAGUGGGAAUUGCCUGUGGGCCUGCCCAGAGCUUUGCUUGGUCAUCAUGUUCUGAGUGGUCCAUUGGCCUCCGUGUCCCUUUUGUGGUGGACAUCUGCUCAAUGACUUUUGAGCAGCUGGAUCUCCUGCUUCGGCAGGUGAGUGAGGGGAUGGAUGGCUCCGCGGACUGGCCCCCGCCCCAGGAGAAAGAGUGUGUGGCCGUGGCAACGCUGAAUCUUCUACGACUUCAGUUGCAUGCUGCCAUUAGUCACCAGGUUGACCCGGAAUUCCUUGGUUUAGGUCUGGGCAGCAUCCUCCUGAACAGCCUGAAGCAGACGGUGGUGACCCUGGCCAGCAGUGCGGGCGUGCUGAGCACCGUGCAGUCGGCCGCCCAGGCCGUGCUGCAGAGUGGCUGGUCCGUGCUGCUGCCCACCGCGGAGGAGCGGGCCCGGGCACUCUCUGCUCUCCUGCCCUGCGCAGUUUCAGGCAAUGAAGUGAACAUAAGUCCAGGUCGUCGAUUCAUGAUUGAUCUUCUGGUGGGCAGCUUGAUGGCUGAUGGAGGGUUGGAGUCAGCCUUACACGCAGCCAUUACUGCAGAGAUCCAGGAUAUUGAAGCCAAAAAAGAAGCACAGAAGGAAAAAGAAAUUGAUGAACAGGAAGCGAAUGCCUCAACAUUUCAUAGAAGCAGGACUCCACUGGAUAAAGACCUUAUUAAUACGGGGAUCUGUGAGUCUUCUGGCAAACAGUGUUUGCCUCUGGUUCAGCUCAUACAACAGCUUCUUAGAAACAUUGCUUCUCAGACUGUAGCCAGAUUGAAAGAUGUUGCCCGUCGGAUUUCAUCAUGUCUGGACUUUGAGCAACACAGUCGUGAAAGAUCUGCUUCAUUGGAUUUGUUACUGCGUUUUCAACGUUUGCUUAUUAGUAAACUUUAUCCAGGAGAAAGUAUUGGUCAGACCUCAGAUAUUUCUAGUCCAGAGCUAAUGGGUGUUGGUUCCUUGCUGAAGAAGUACACAGCCCUCCUGUGCACGCACAUUGGAGAUAUACUGCCUGUGGCCGCCAGCAUUGCUUCUACCAGCUGGCGGCACUUCGCGGAGGUGGCUUACAUUGUGGAAGGGGACUUUACUGGUGUUCUCCUUCCAGAACUAGUAGUUUCUAUAGUGCUUCUGCUCAGUAAAAAUGCUGGUCUCAUGCAAGAGGCUGGAGCUGUACCUCUGCUGGGUGGCCUGUUGGAACAUCUGGAUCGGUUCAACCAUCUGGCACCAGGAAAGGAACGGGAUGAUCAUGAAGAGUUAGCCUGGCCUGGCAUAAUGCUUGCUCUGUUUUGCCCGGAAAUAGGUCAGUCUGCGGUAUUUUGUGGCCGUUCUGGAAAACAGCUGAAGCGUUGCCACAGCAGCCAGCCAGGCAUGCUGCUGGACAGCUGGUCCCGCAUGGUGAAGAGCCUGAAUGUGUCGUCCUCCGUGAACCAGGCAUCCCGUCUCAUUGACGGCAGCGAGCCCUGCUGGCAGUCAUCGGGGUCGCAAGGAAAGCACUGGAUUCGUUUGGAGAUUUUCCCAGAUGUUCUUGUUCAUAGAUUAAAAAUGAUCGUAGAUCCUGCUGACAGUAGCUACAUGCCGUCCCUGGUUGUAGUGUCAGGUGGAAAUUCCCUGAAUAACCUUAUUGAACUAAAGACAAUCAAUAUUAACCCUUCUGACACCACAGUGCCCCUUCUGAAUGACUGCACAGAGUAUCACAGGUAUAUUGAAAUUGCUAUAAAGCAGUGCAGGAGCUCAGGAAUCGAUUGUAAAAUCCAUGGUCUCAUCCUGCUGGGACGGAUCCGUGCAGAAGAGGAAGAUUUGGCUGCAGUUCCUUUCUUAGCUUCGGAUAAUGAAGAGGAGGAGGAUGAGAAAGGCAACAGCGGAAGCCUCAUUAGAAAGAAGGCUGCUGGGCUGGAAUCAGCAGCUACGAUAAGAACCAAGGUGUUUGUGUGGGGCCUGAAUGACAAGGACCAGCUGGGCGGGCUGAAAGGCUCCAAGAUAAAGGUUCCUUCGUUCUCUGAGACACUGUCAGCUUUGAAUGUGGUACAGGUGGCUGGUGGAUCUAAAAGUUUGUUUGCAGUGACUGUGGAAGGGAAGGUGUAUGCCUGUGGAGAAGCCACGAAUGGCCGGCUGGGGCUGGGCAUUUCCAGCGGGACGGUGCCCAUCCCACGGCAGAUCACAGCUCUCAGCAGCUACGUGGUCAAGAAGGUGGCUGUUCACUCAGGUGGCCGGCACGCGACGGCUUUAACUGUCGAUGGAAAAGUGUUUUCGUGGGGCGAAGGUGACGAUGGAAAACUUGGACACUUCAGCAGAAUGAACUGUGACAAACCAAGGCUGAUCGAGGCCCUGAAAACCAAGCGUAUCCGGGAUAUCGCCUGUGGGAGCUCGCACAGCGCAGCCCUCACAUCCAGCGGAGAACUGUACACCUGGGGCCUCGGCGAGUACGGCCGGCUGGGACAUGGGGAUAAUACGACACAGCUAAAGCCCAAAAUGGUGAAAGUCCUUCUCGGUCACAGAGUAAUCCAGGUUGCAUGUGGGAGUAGAGACGCGCAGACCCUGGCUCUGACCGAUGAAGGUUUGGUAUUUUCCUGGGGUGAUGGUGACUUUGGAAAACUGGGCCGGGGCGGAAGUGAAGGCUGUAACAUUCCCCAGAACAUUGAGAGACUAAAUGGACAGGGGGUGUGCCAGAUUGAGUGUGGAGCUCAGUUCUCCCUGGCGCUCACCAAGUCUGGAGUGGUGUGGACAUGGGGAAAGGGGGAUUACUUCAGAUUGGGCCACGGCUCUGACGUGCACGUGCGGAAACCACAGGUGGUGGAAGGGCUGAGAGGGAAGAAGAUCGUGCAUGUGGCUGUCGGGGCCCUGCACUGCCUGGCGGUCACGGACUCGGGGCAGGUGUAUGCUUGGGGUGACAACGACCACGGCCAGCAGGGCAAUGGCACGACCACGGUUAACAGGAAGCCCACACUCGUGCAAGGCUUAGAAGGCCAGAAGAUCACACGCGUGGCUUGUGGGUCGUCCCACAGUGUGGCGUGGACAACUGUGGAUGUGGCCACGCCCUCUGUCCACGAGCCCGUCCUCUUCCAGACUGCAAGAGACCCUUUAGGUGCUUCCUAUUUAGGCGUGCCUUCAGAUGCUGAUUCUUCUGCUGCCAGUAAUAAAAUAAGUGGUGCAAGUAAUUCUAAGCCAAAUCGCCCUUCUCUUGCCAAGAUUCUCUUGUCAUUGGAUGGAAAUCUGGCCAAACAGCAGGCCUUAUCGCAUAUUCUUACAGCAUUGCAAAUCAUGUAUGCCAGAGAUGCUGUUGUCGGGGCCCUGAUGCCGGCCGCCAUGAUCGCCCCGGUGGAGUGCCCCUCGUUCUCCUCGGCGGCCCCUUCCGACGCAUCUGCGAUGGCUAGUCCCAUGAAUGGAGAAGAAUGCAUGCUGGCUGUUGAUAUCGAAGACAGACUGAGUCCAAAUCCAUGGCAAGAAAAGAGAGAGAUUGUUUCCUCUGAGGACGCAGUGACCCCCUCUGCAGUGACUCCGUCGGCCCCCUCAGCCUCCGCUCGGCCUUUUAUCCCAGUGACGGAUGACCUGGGAGCCGCAAGCAUCAUUGCAGAAACCAUGACCAAAACCAAAGAGGAUGUUGAAAGCCAAAAUAAAGCAGCAGGUCCGGAGCCUCAGGCCUUGGAUGAGUUCACCAGUCUGCUGAUUGCGGAUGACACUCGUGUGGUGGUAGACCUGCUCAAGCUGUCAGUGUGCAGCCGGGCCGGGGACAGGGGCAGGGAUGUGCUCUCCGCGGUGCUUUCCGGCAUGGGGACCGCCUACCCACAGGUGGCAGAUAUGCUGUUGGAGCUCUGUGUCACCGAGUUGGAGGAUGUGGCCACAGACUCGCAGAGCGGCCGCCUCUCUUCUCAGCCUGUGGUGGUGGAGAGUAGCCACCCUUACACCGACGACACCUCCACCAGUGGCACAGUGAAGAUACCAGGUGCAGAAGGACUCAGGGUAGAAUUUGACCGGCAGUGCUCCACAGAGAGGCGCCACGACCCUCUCACAGUCAUGGACGGCGUCAACAGGAUCGUCUCCGUGCGGUCAGGCCGAGAGUGGUCCGACUGGUCCAGCGAGCUGCGCAUCCCAGGGGAUGAGUUAAAGUGGAAGUUCAUCAGCGAUGGGUCUGUGAAUGGCUGGGGCUGGCGCUUCACCGUCUAUCCCAUCAUGCCAGCUGCUGGCCCUAAAGAACUCCUCUCUGACCGCUGCGUCCUCUCCUGUCCAUCCAUGGACUUGGUGACGUGUCUGUUAGACUUCCGACUCAACCUUGCCUCUAACAGAAGCAUCGUCCCUCGCCUUGCGGCCUCGCUGGCAGCUUGUGCACAGCUGAGUGCCCUAGCUGCCAGUCACAGAAUGUGGGCCCUUCAGAGACUGAGGAAGCUGCUUACAACUGAAUUUGGGCAGUCAAUUAACAUAAAUAGGCUGCUUGGAGAAAAUGAUGGGGAAACAAGAGCUUUGAGUUUUACAGGUAGUGCUCUUGCUGCUUUGGUGAAAGGUCUUCCAGAAGCUUUGCAAAGGCAGUUUGAAUAUGAAGAUCCUAUUGUGAGGGGUGGCAAACAGCUGCUCCACAGCCCAUUCUUUAAGGUACUGGUAGCUCUUGCUUGUGACCUGGAGCUGGACACUCUGCCUUGCUGUGCCGAGACGCACAAGUGGGCCUGGUUCCGGAGGUACUGCAUGGCCUCCCGUGUUGCUGUGGCCCUUGACAAAAGAACACCGUUGCCCCGUCUGUUUCUUGAUGAGGUGGCUAAGAAAAUUCGUGAAUUAAUGGCAGACAGCGAAAACAUGGAUGUUCUGCAUGAGAGCCAUGACAUUUUUAAAAGAGAGCAAGACGAACAACUUGUGCAGUGGAUGAACAGGCGACCAGAUGACUGGACUCUCUCUGCUGGUGGCAGUGGAACAAUUUAUGGAUGGGGACAUAAUCACAGGGGCCAGCUCGGGGGCAUUGAAGGCGCAAAAGUCAAAGUUCCCACUCCCUGUGAAGCCCUUGCAACUCUCAGACCCGUGCAGUUAAUCGGAGGGGAACAGACCCUCUUUGCUGUGACGGCUGAUGGGAAGCUGUAUGCCACUGGGUAUGGUGCAGGUGGCAGACUAGGCAUUGGAGGGACAGAGUCGGUGUCCACCCCAACAUUGCUUGAAUCCAUUCAGCAUGUGUUUAUUAAGAAAGUAGCUGUGAACUCUGGAGGAAAGCACUGCCUUGCCCUGUCUUCAGAAGGAGAAGUUUACUCUUGGGGUGAGGCAGAAGAUGGGAAGUUGGGGCAUGGCAACAGAAGUCCGUGUGACCGCCCUCGUGUCAUCGAGUCUCUGAGAGGAAUUGAAGUGGUCGAUGUUGCUGCUGGCGGAGCCCACAGCGCCUGUGUCACAGCAGCCGGGGACCUCUACACAUGGGGCAAAGGCCGCUACGGCCGGCUGGGGCACAGCGACAGUGAGGACCAGCUGAAGCCGAAGCUGGUGGAGGCGCUGCAGGGCCACCGUGUGGUUGACAUCGCCUGUGGCAGUGGAGAUGCCCAGACCCUCUGCCUCACAGAUGACGACACUGUCUGGUCCUGGGGGGACGGGGACUACGGCAAGCUCGGCCGGGGAGGCAGCGAUGGCUGUAAAGUGCCUAUGAAGAUUGAUUCUCUUACUGGUCUUGGAGUAGUUAAAGUGGAAUGCGGAUCCCAGUUUUCUGUUGCCCUUACCAAAUCUGGAGCUGUUUAUACCUGGGGCAAAGGCGAUUAUCACAGGUUGGGCCAUGGAUCAGAUGACCAUGUUCGAAGGCCUCGGCAGGUCCAAGGGUUGCAGGGGAAGAAAGUCAUCGCCAUCGCCACUGGCUCCCUGCACUGUGUGUGCUGCACAGAGGAUGGUGAGGUUUAUACAUGGGGCGACAAUGAUGAGGGACAACUGGGAGACGGAACCACCAAUGCCAUCCAGAGGCCUCGGUUGGUAGCUGCCCUUCAGGGUAAGAAGGUCAACCGUGUGGCCUGUGGCUCAGCACAUACCCUCGCCUGGUCGACCAGCAAGCCCGCCAGUGCUGGCAAACUCCCUGCACAGGUCCCCAUGGAGUACAAUCACCUGCAGGAGAUCCCCAUCAUUGCGCUGAGGAACCGUCUGCUGCUGCUGCACCACCUCUCCGAGCUCUUCUGCCCCUGCAUCCCCAUGUUCGACCUGGAAGGCUCGCUCGACGAAACUGGACUCGGGCCUUCUGUUGGGUUCGACACUCUCCGAGGAAUUCUGAUAUCCCAGGGAAAGGAGGCGGCUUUCCGGAAAGUAGUACAAGCAACUAUGGUACGCGAUCGUCAGCAUGGCCCCGUCGUGGAGCUGAACCGCAUCCAGGUCAAACGAUCAAGGAGCAAAGGCGGGCUGGCCGGCCCCGACGGCACCAAGUCUGUCUUUGGGCAGAUGUGUGCUAAGAUGAGCUCGUUUGGUCCCGACAGCCUCCUCCUUCCUCACCGUGUCUGGAAAGUCAAGUUUGUGGGUGAAUCUGUGGAUGACUGUGGGGGCGGCUACAGCGAGUCCAUAGCUGAGAUCUGUGAGGAGCUGCAGAACGGACUCACGCCCCUGCUGAUCGUGACACCCAACGGGAGGGAUGAGUCUGGGGCCAACCGAGACUGCUACCUGCUCAGCCCGGCCGCCAGAGCACCCGUGCACAGCAGCAUGUUCCGCUUCCUGGGUGUGUUGCUGGGCAUUGCCAUCCGAACCGGGAGUCCCCUGAGCCUCAACCUUGCCGAGCCUGUCUGGAAGCAGCUGGCUGGGAUGAGCCUCACCAUCGCGGACCUCAGUGAGGUUGAUAAGGAUUUUAUUCCUGGACUCAUGUACAUCCGAGACAAUGAAGCCACCUCAGAGGAGUUUGAAGCCAUGAGCCUGCCCUUCACAGUGCCAAGUGCCAGUGGCCAGGACAUUCAGUUGAGCUCCAAGCACACACACAUCACCCUGGACAACCGCGCGGAGUACGUGCGGCUGGCGAUAAACUAUAGACUCCAUGAAUUUGAUGAGCAGGUGGCUGCUGUUCGGGAAGGAAUGGCCCGCGUUGUGCCUGUUCCCCUCCUCUCUCUGUUCACCGGCUACGAACUGGAGACGAUGGUGUGUGGCAGCCCUGACAUCCCGCUGCACCUUCUCAAGUCGGUGGCCACCUAUAAAGGCAUCGAGCCUUCCGCAUCGCUGAUCCAGUGGUUCUGGGAGGUGAUGGAGUCCUUCUCCAACACAGAGCGCUCUCUUUUCCUUCGCUUCGUCUGGGGCCGGACGAGGCUGCCCAGGACCAUCGCCGACUUCCGGGGCCGAGACUUCGUCAUCCAGGUGUUGGAUAAAUACAACCCUCCAGACCACUUCCUCCCUGAGUCCUACACCUGUUUCUUCUUGCUGAAGCUGCCCAGGUAUUCCUGCAAGCAGGUGCUGGAGGAGAAGCUCAAGUACGCCAUCCACUUCUGCAAGUCCAUAGACACAGAUGACUACGCUCGCAUCGCACUUACAGGAGAGCCAGCCGCCGACGACAGCAGCGACGAUUCAGAUAACGAGGAUGUCGACUCCUUUGCUUCGGACUCUACACAAGAUUAUUUAACAGGACACUAAGAUGGGGAAACGUCCUCGUGAGAUGAGAGCCUGAGCCAGGCAGCAGAGCACUCGCUGCUGUGUAGACUGUAGGCUGCCUGGUGUGUCUGAUGAGAAGCGUCCGUCCUCGAGCCAGGCGGGAGGAGGGAGUGGAGAGACUGACUGGCCGUGAUGGGAAUGACAGUGAGAAGGUCCGCCUGUGCGCGUGGAACACUGUGGACGCUCGACUUCCAAGGGUCUUCUCACCCGUAAUGCUGCAUUACAUGUAGGACUGUGUUUACUAAAGUGUGUAAAUGUUUAUAUAAAUACCAAAUUGCAGCAUCCCCAAAAUGAAUAAAGCCUUUUUACUUGUGGGUGCAAUCGAUUUUUUUUUCUUUCUCCUUUCUUUCAAGUGUCGUGAGUCGUCUUGAUUGUAUAUUGGAAAUAACUGUGUAACAAAUCGUAUUAUAAAUAUUUCAAUUAAUUUUACUCUGAAUUUGUUUAUUAAAAGACUUUUGAACAUGAAAUGAUUAGUAUUACUUGAAUGCAUCCAGAGGAUAUUUAAACCAAAAUGAAAAACCAGAAGGCCAUUUGGUGUCCCCUCUCCCAGGUGUCCCCUUGUAGCAUAUGCAUUAUGUCAUCUGAAUUGAGGCCUUUCUGUGAACAGCAUCAUAACUUCUAUCAUGGAAAGUGUACUAUAUAUAAUGUUUGUGUCAUGUAUAUGCCUAAAUUUUAAUUAUCUAUAAAUAAAACAUCUGACAUAAAA